AUGCGAACCUUCAUUUUCUUGGGUAUCACGGCCCUCUACUCCAUACAAGUCUUCGCUGGCGACAGCGAGUGGCUGAGUCCUGAGUACAAGCAAAUCUUCCAAAACCCUCUACCCUUUCCUAAAAACAAGUCACCACUUUACACCUAUACCAACGCGACCACGGGUAACUCCAUCGAUUACUAUGAGAUCGAUGUCCAGCCAUUCGAACAGCAGGUCUACCCUGGCUUAAAGCCUGCCAAACUGGUUGGCUAUGACGGCACGUCUCCCGGUCCCACCUUCCGCAUGGAGAAGGGAAGAGAGGCGGUUGUACGGUUCAAGAAUCACGGUAGCAUGGAUCUCUCGGUCCAUCUCCACGGUUCCUACAGUCGAGCACCUUUCGAUGGUUGGGCUGAGGAUGUGACCAAACCCGGGCAGUACAAAGACUACUACUACCCUAAUCACCAGAGCGCUCGAACUCUAUGGUAUCACGACCAUGCUGUUCACCACACUGCGGAGAACGCCUACUUUGGCCAGGCUGGCUUCUACAUUUUACACGACCCUGCUGAAGAUUCUUUGGGCCUUCCUUCCGGUCCGCAAUAUGAUCUGCCUCUUGCACUGUCUUCCAAACAAUACAACAAGGAUGGAACCCUCUUUGAUCCCAAAGACGAAACAACUUCACUCUACGGCGAUGUCAUUCAUGUCAAUGGCCAGCCAUGGCCCUUCCAUAAGGUCGAACCUCGCAAGUACCGUCUGCGAUUCCUUGACGCUUCUAUCAGUCGAGCUUUCAAACUCACAUUCGAGGCUGAUGGCAAAACUAUUCCCUUCCAUGUUAUCGGUGCCGAUACUGGUCUCUUAACCAAGCCUGUACAAACCCGCAACCUUGAGAUCUCUAUGGCUGAGCGCUGGGAAGUCGUCUUUGACUUCAGCCAAUACGCCGGAAAGAAUGUCACUCUCAAGAACGGUCGCGAUGUUCAGCACGACGAGGACUACGCUGCUACGGAUAAGGUCAUGCAAUUUGUCGUCGGCAAGGGUGUCUCGAGUCAGGCAGGCAACGGCAAUCUUCCUUCUUCGCUACGCAACGUUCCCUUUCCUCCUAGGAAAGGUGGAGUUGAUAGAAGCUUCAAGUUUGGUAGGACUGGCGGGCAAUGGACUGUCAACGGUGUCACUUUCGCUGAUGUCAACAACCGCAUCCUGGCUAAGCCCCAACGCGGCGCGAUCGAGGUUUGGGAGCUCGAGAACUCUAGCGGCGGCUGGUCUCACCCAGUUCACAUUCAUCUUGUCGACUUCCAGAUCCUAUCUCGCACUGGCGGAAGGCGCCCCGUCCUCGAUUACGAGAAGGAAGCAUUGAAGGACGUUGUGCUCCUUGGCGAGAACGAAAAGGUCACAGUCAUUGCGCGUUACGCCCCCUACGAUGGUGUUUACAUGUUCCACUGUCACAAUCUCAUCCACGAGGAUCACGAUAUGAUGGCUGCCUUCAACGUGUCCAGCCUUGGCGACUGGGGCUACCCUGAGACUACCAAAUUUAUCGAUCCAAUGGAAGAGAAAUAUCGCAGCAAGGCUAUCACCUCUAAUGAUGACCAAAAGGCAUCCAUCAUGGACAAGAUGUCAAAGUUCGAAGCCAUGGAGGCCUACAGCAAUGUUGAAAAACUCGAGAAGGCGCUCGAAGACUACCAAAUCAACGGUCCCCCCAAGACGACCCUGUCUAAAACCACCGUCAAGUCGUCGACAUCACCAUCUGUUGCCUCUUUGACACCUGCAGUGUCGGCAAUAAAGCAGGCUCCGAUCACGACAAUCACGUCAGCAGCGAAGAUGACAAGCAGCACUAAGAACGAUAAUAACACAAAGGCGAAGACCACGUCCAAGAAGAAGUAA
This is a messenger RNA of Ascochyta rabiei, 1851 nucleotides long. RefSeq lists its product as uncharacterized. Gene Ontology annotation, molecular function: oxidoreductase activity; copper ion binding. The coding region runs from base 1 to 1851 and encodes 616 amino acids. The record is from RefSeq and is a predicted model, not a curated record. Lineage: Eukaryota; Fungi; Ascomycota; Dothideomycetes; Pleosporales; Didymellaceae. The transcript has 2 exons.